Molecule: messenger RNA, 819 nt
Organism: Mesorhabditis belari
Lineage: Eukaryota; Metazoa; Nematoda; Chromadorea; Rhabditida; Rhabditidae
Source: the annotation of a GenBank genome assembly
AUGCCUUUCUACGUGGAACGAAAAAAGGGCGAAUGCAAGAAUAAUCAAACAAAACUCUGGCGAUCCGUUGAGCACAAUUACACCGUGAUCCCGAUUGAGUUGGAUGAGGAAAAUGCCGCAAACUCUCGACCGAAAAGCGGACGAUAUCUUAAAUUCGUCGUUUUGUCGGACACGCAUUGUAAAAUGGAGGAAAUUAUGGAUCAAAUCCCGGAUGGAGAUGUGCUUGUGCAUUGUGGAGAUUUCACCAAUUUUGGCGAAUAUGACAAGAUUUCCGAGUUCAACGACCAAUUGGGAAGAUUGCCGCAUAAAUACAAGAUUGUGAUUGCGGGAAAUCACGAGCUGGGAUUCGAGGAUGGCGAGGAUGUGCUGCGAAGAACCCCCGAAAUGCAAACCCACGGUACUCCGAGAGGCUACAAACUACUCACAAAUGCCACAUAUCUUCACGAUUCUUCGAUUCAGAUUGAAAAUUUGAAGCUCUAUGGCAGCUCUUGGCAUCCACUACGUGGCUACAGUUUCCAUGUGGAACGAGGCCCGGAAAUGAUGGAAAAAUGGAAGCAAAUCCCCAAGGAUACUGAUAUUUUGAUCACUCAUGGGCCACCAUUGGGUUACAAUGACGCUCGAGACCCAGAGAUCUUUUGGGGUGAUUUCGAUUUACUCAAAAUCGUUACAGCAAGGAAACCAAAGUAUCACCUACACGGUCAUAUGCACGAGGGUUAUGGAGUCUGCUCGAAUGGCGAAACGACGUUUAUCAAUUCGGCAAUCGCUGAUAAACGUGGCAAUCUUGCAAGGAAACCGAUCAUUUUCUAUAUACCAUUGCCA